Dimorphilus gyrociliatus is the source of this 5252-nucleotide messenger RNA. NCBI's taxonomy places the organism in Eukaryota, Metazoa, Annelida, Polychaeta, Dinophilidae. The record is from the annotation of a GenBank genome assembly.
CUAACAACCUUAGCCUUCAAGACUAAGCAAGAUUUACUACUGAUCGAUGUAUCCAUGGAUUUUUAAAUAGAAUUGAUAAGUUUACGUCAAGUCAAUCAAUAUACAGCAAAACAGAUUUACGAUAGGAAUGUCAAGGUGGUCGGUCACUUAAACAAUUUCAAUAUUAACAGGGUCACUGAUGGACUAAUAGGUAUAUACAAACCAAAGAAAACUACAAGAAAAAUUCUAAUACAGUCUAAGGAACAGCAACGUAAAACAAACCGAAAGGAAGAUGGGAAAGAGAAGAAUGGUAGAGAAGGAGAGAGAAAGAGAAAGAGAUAGAUUGAAUUAUAAUUUUCAAAGGAUAUUUGUUUAUUACUGUUUCUUGUGAAUCUAUUAACGAGUCAGAUAGGGACGCAAUUAAUUAUUAUUAGCAAUUAAUGACGGUAACACAAAAAAAUGUGGGUCUAGUACGCCAACCAAAAUAUUACAAAUAGGUCUAAUUGCUUCCUCCAAGUUUUCUCUUUUUUUUCUUUAUUGGAUUGUAGAUGCAAGAAAACAUAUCUAUAGCUUUCAAAAAAGGUAUUGCUAUCAUAACCACACAAGGUAAACGUUUCGCCGUUAUCUCGUCCUUUGCCUAUUCUAGUUUCUAUUUUUAGACGAUUGUUUGCGGAAUUCUAAUGAUUAAUGUAAGAUUAAUAUCUUUUCACUAAAUGUUACUUAGAUUAUGUAAUUUGAUAAUCAGGAAGACAAAGGUUGAUUAGGUGUUGAGAAAGUGUAAGAGGUAAUAAGUGAUGGAGAAGGUGGAGGUGAAGGCGGAGGUGUUGUCUGAAGAAGGAAGAGAGAGGGAUAUAAUUAACAAUAACGCUAAGAAUUUAUUGUUUUAAAGAGUAUUUCCUGUCAUGCUAAAUUUUCAGAUGUGAAAACUUAGAUCUCCGGUAAUUAAAUGGAAGUGCGAGUAAAACAGACAGAAAGACUGUAAAGAGGGUCAAUGAACGAAUAAGAGACGAAGAUUGCGCGUAUAUAUAUAUAUAUAUAUGUAAGUAUGUGUGUAUGUAUAGUAUGUAUAGUAUGUAUGUAUGUAUGUAUAAGUGUGAAGAGAAGGAAAAAAAGAAAAAGAGACAUAGAGAUAGAGAAAGAGUGGAUGCGAGAGAGAGAGAGAGAGAGAGAGUAGGGAGAGAAAAGAAAACUUGGGAGAGAGAUGCUAUUGGUUGCUGGCUAUUGGAAAAAGAAUUGAUCGCUGAGUGGCGCCAAAAGCGAUAUAUUUUGCAAAGAGCGGUAAAACGUCGUUAACCGUCCGCCAAUCAACAACUUAACCAUGGACGAUUUCGAAGCUUUUAAAUUGAGAGCAUCCGGUAAUUUUAGUUCUGCAGAAAAAUUAAAUUGUCCUGUUGAAGUGACUGUAUCAGAAAGUGAGGAUUUCCCCAGAUCGAGAAGGAAUAGCUUUUUUGGACCUAAUGAGAACUUACUAACCGUACCUAACCAGUCAAUUUAUAAACGGCAAAGAUCCAGAUCUGCAGAUAUGGGAAGGGAUAGAUCGACACUAGGAGAUAUCAGGGAGAAUGAAGAGGACUCGGAAAAAUAUGUCAGAGUUCGGAGUUUCUCUUGCACGGAAGGAGGUCUUUUGAAUCACGGUGAUAUUCUUCGUUUGAGAGAAGUGAGCAGAGACGCUAUCGAAGCAGAAAUAAAGGAACACAACAUCCUUAUAGUAGGUGCCUCCGGAGUGGGAAAGACGUCACUAGCUCAACAAUUUGCAACUUCGGAUUAUCUCUGCGCACAAGCCGACGAGCACGAAGAAGAAAUUGAUCUCAUGGUUCAGUUAGAUGACAACGAACAUAUUGUCCACCUCUUCGAAAGAACGUUUGAAAACGCCGAAGAUAUAGCAAUGGAUGCUUAUCUUAUCCUUUUUUCUAUUGCCGACAAAAGUUCAUUUAAGAAAGCUGAAGAAUUUUGCCCGAAAGCUUCUCAUAAGACAUCAGUUCUGGUUGGAACAAAGACCGAUUUAGCGAGAUCAAGAGUUGUGAAAGAAGAAAAGGGGAAAAAGUUGGCGUCAAAGAAUAAGAUAAAAUAUUUCGAAACAUCGACAGUCCUACAUCACAACGUUGAUGAACUUUUGACUGGAGUGAUAAAGCAAAUUUUAAAGAACCACGAAAAGAGGUCACGUAUAAAAAUGCCAAAAGUGGCCAAGGGAAUCUUUCAAAGUAUGAGGCGAAGAACAAGCCAAUAUAGCGAAGAUUUGUUUCGACGCUAGCUAAAUCUUUUAAAUGAAUCAAACAAACAGAAACUUAAAAACAAAUUGGACGAUUUUCUUUUCUCUUUAUUUUUAUCUUUUGCUGAAUUUUUUUCAAAACUUGAACAAAAAUAUUUUUUCGAUAUUAGUGAAAGCUUUCUUUAUCUUCUCUUUACUUUUAUCAUAUUCCUCUUCAUCUUUCUUUCUCAUGUUUCUUUCUUUUACUUUUCUAUACAGUAUUCUUUUUAAUAGAUAAUCACCUCCAAUCAAUCCUCCUCGUUUGUAUAAAACAAACAAAUUUCCAAGCAACGCUCAAUAGUCUUUUAUUUAGUAUUCAUUUCAACUUUAUUUUGGAAACUUAUUUGUUAGAAUACUGUACUUAGCAACCAUUUUUAAAUGGGAGGGAAUAAGAGAGGCGGGGGUGAAAAUGGAGGAAAGAGUCACAGAGAGAGAGAGAGAGAGACAGGUCAUUUGCAAGGAUUCUUACUUGCAGAUGGCGCUUUAGGAGAACGAUACUAAUCGGUUUAACUAUUUCUCAUUUACUUUCUUUUAUAGUUCCCAGUCAGUAAAUGCGAUCUUGAGUAAUUAUCAACUCUCUUCUUUUGCUUACUUUCAAUAAAAGAUUACCUUUUCGUUGGGCUGAUUAAUAAAUUCACCUUAUCAAUUGGCCUAUUUUCUUAUAGAAAAGGAGUAAAUAAAAGGUAAAAAUAAUGUUUUCUUAUGGGAGAGAGAGAGAGAAAGAGAGAGAGAAAUGCAAUAAGGAAAAAGCAAAGAAUUUAUAACUAAAUGUGGAAUGAAAAAUGAACAGAGCACGAAACAGGAAAAAAACAAAAAAUUAUUAUUGAUAUCCCAUAUAAUCAAACGCCUUAAAGUAGUCUUAAUAGUUAAUUAAAGUAUAUUAUAGAGUAAGCGAAAGGGAAAAUGUGGCAGAGAAACGAAUGAUGCGAAAUGCUUUGCUCAAUGUGUGAAUAAUCAAAAAUAGUUGCUCCUUAAGAAAAGAGAAGAAGAGUGAAAUAUAGAAUAUUUUACAAGUCAAUCAAUUUGUAUGUUAUUAUGAAUAUGGUGAAGUUUUUGAGGAGGAAGGACGAGAUAGGUGAGGAAAACAAUACAAAAAAAGGUAGAACAAGCGAAAGAAAAAGACGAAAUGACGGAAAAGAGAAUGAAAGGUGGAUUGAAAGCUAUUUUCUUAUUAAUUGCCUUUGACUAUUUUUUAUGUAAAGAGAAAAAGAGAGUGAGAAGGGAGAAUGUCAUUUCGACACGAAUGUCUCUUUAUACCCUCAACUGUUUUCAUUUGCUCUAUAAGAAUGCAAUUUCCUUAGUUUCCUUACACAGGCCUAAGGAGAUAAGAAGCAACUUAUACACAAUCGCAACAUUUAAGUAAUGGGCUACCGGAAAAAUAAAGCUCUAUUGAAGGACAAAAGGGUCGUUGAACGAAUGAGAGGAAUUUAACAGACAAAUAAAAUAAAUAAAUAAAUCAUAUAUUGAUUGCUAAUUUAAGUUUAGCAUGAAUCUUUUCCUUAAAAGGUUAACCCUAACCCUAACUUUCUAAGAAAGACCUUAUAGGCAGUACAAGCUACCUAACAGUUUAAAAAUGAUUAUUCACUCUUCUUUGUUCAUACGAAGCGGCUCUAAUCGCAAGCUUUGAUAUUUAAGAUCAAGAAAUAAGGGUUGGGUGUUGUCGUUUUAAAAAAUGCUGAAUAUGAUAGAGAAAGGGGAACCUUCUUGUUCAUUUAACAGACACAUUUUAAUCUGUAAAGAUGCUAUCAACGAAUAAUUUUUUUAUUACAUUACAACCAUAACCUUCACUAUCACCAUCCUCCGUUAAAUAUCAUCAAUGCUCUCCUCUUUUCCCCUCUUGUAUCCUUUGUAGUGUCCUUUUCUUGAUUAAUUCACUUAGACAAACCCCCGUUUACCUCUUACUGAAAAUAGUACGUACAAUGCAGUGCGUUAUCAUUUAUUUUGCUAGUUUAUCAGAUAGGUGGCGCUUUCAGUUGAGGCUCGUUUUUAAUUUUAUCUCAUUUUCUUGUCUUUCUCAUUCAAUAAUUCAUUUAUUCGUCAUUCUUUAUUAGCGUAUACUUUAUUCUUAUAAGACAAAAUCCCUAAAGAGGAAAAAAGGAAAGCAAAUGAGGAGGACGAAAGAAAAUUGAUGAAGAAAAAAGUUGCCAUUUUAAUUAAAUUUAACAAGUACAAAGACAACGGAAAUGAAGAAAAAGUGUAGUAUAGUGGAAAAUUGAAAGCGAGUUUAUGGGUAAAGAGAUAAUCCUUAAGAAGGGACGGAGAAAGGAAAGUGAAAAUAGAAGAAAGGAGCUAAAAUUUCAUUCAGUAUUCCAUCAUUUUCUUAAUAGGCAAAGAUUUUUGAAUAUUUGAAGAAUCAAUAAAUUUAAAAGAAGAUGCUACGUUUCGCUAUCCAAGCAGAAAGAGGCUCAAGUUGAAAUUUUUAUCAAUAAUCGUUUCAUCAACAAAAGUUACAUAGGAUCCAUUUAAAAAACACUAUAUAUUUUAUUAGGGAUAUAAUAUUUUCCUUAGGGACAUUCAUCAUUGACUAAUUGGUUAUUGGGAGUAUCUUUUCGGUUACUUUAAGCUAACCUUUCAGAAUGAUAGUUUUGUAUUUUACAAAAGCAAAACUAAAUAAAUAAACUCUUUAUUCUCAAAUGAAUAGUUUAACACGAAAUUUUCCAAUGGAACGAUUCGUCAACGAUGAAUAUAAAUCUCUUAUUUUUACUUUUACUACUGCAAAACAAUACAAAUAUCAUUAUGCACUUACAAUUGUUUUUUCCUUCCUAUAUCUCUUUACCUUCUCUAUCUAGUUUACAAUAUUUGUAUCUGUAUUUCCUUGUUAUUAUUCAGAUAUGUCUCUCCUAUUACUGUGAUCAUUGGUAAACUAUGUAAUCUUUCUUAGAGUAUCAUUCCAACGGCUAUAAAUGAUUUACUCACCUCCUCUUUGCUUUUCUCUAUUAUCAUUAAAUAUAGAGAAGGGGAAAGUAAGUUUUUAUAGAGAGAGAGGAGGGAAGGGGACGAGAGGAAGGGUUACGGAGUGGCAGAG